AUGUUUGGAGAUGUAAUUAUUGGAAAAUGGCAAAAUAUUAGAGAUGCUUUUAUACGAUCAUUAAAGAAAAAAAGUGGCCAAGGAUACACCAAAAAUUAUAUUUAUUCUGAACAGUUAAAAUUUCUUCUGAAAAUUGCUCAAAAAGAUGAUACAAAAUCGAGUAUUAUUGAAGAGGAGUCGACUGAAGAUAUUAACGUUGAAGAUAAUGUUUCAGAAGAAGUAAUAAGUUAUCGUAGUUCUUUAGCCAAAAAAAAUAAACAAAAAGAAGAACGUAGGAAUAAACGUCAUGCUGAAGACGAUUUGGAUAUGGAAAUAAUUAAAGCUUUAAAAACGUGCGAUACGCCUAAGACUCCUCCAGAUGAAGAUCAGUCUUUUUUCAAUACUAUUUUACCAUCUGUGCAAGUUAUGACGGAAGAUGAAAAAUAUGAGUUCCGUAUUUCAGUAUUAAAACUAGUUCAUAAUAUUAAAAAAAAAACGGAAUAA
Melanaphis sacchari is the source of this 483-nucleotide messenger RNA. RefSeq lists its product as uncharacterized. The record is from RefSeq and is a predicted model, not a curated record. The coding region runs from base 1 to 483 and encodes 160 amino acids. Gene Ontology annotation, molecular function: DNA binding. The transcript has 2 exons. Lineage: Eukaryota; Metazoa; Arthropoda; Insecta; Hemiptera; Aphididae.